GCUCUCGCACACAAAGUGCUCAUUUAAUUAGUUCGCAUUUUAGACGACGAAAGUGAUUCCAAUCUUUAACUUCGAAUCCAACCAAUAAUUAUCUUGCGAACUUUCACUUAAACUACAAACGUUUAUAUACAACAACAAUAAAUAUAUAAAUAUAUUCAACAAAUUUUUGUACCAGAAAUGAGCAGGAAUCCAGUUGAAAUAAUUUAUAAAUGCAGCACUGAAAAAAACUACAGCAAUUUUUGUAUGGAUUAAACAAUAACUAUUGAUAUAAAAAGAAUUAUAACAUAAUUAGAGCUCGAUUCUACGCAACUGAACUCUGCUGUAGAGUAUGUGCAAAAAGAGACAACAACAACAACAGCUGGAGUCGAACAAUUUCGAUAGCAACUCAUUCGAUAUCAAUAUAUUCCAAAACACUCCAUUAGUGAUUAGUUAGGAUAUAUGUUAAUCAAAUUUAUCGAAGCCACAAAUACAACAACAACACGAAGAAGAAGAACAACAACAAACAAAAAACAACAACAGCGAAAGCGAAAGCAAUAAACGACGAACCUCAGCGUUAAGCAAAAAGAUUUACUGAUUUAUCAUAUAUAUGCGUAUAUAUAUCUAGAUCUGUAUACACUGAUAUAUAUACAUAUAUUAAGAAUAUAGAGUAGUUGUAUAGUCGACAUUCAAAAGUAUUCAAAAUUUGUUUUCUUUGAUGUUUUAGUUGUACUAAAAAAAAACAAUAUAUAUAUAUCACUAUAUAGAUAUAUAUUUUGUAUAUGAUUGUGAGCAUUUUUUUUAUAACAAAAAAAGAAAUAGUUAGAAAUUCGCAGAAAUUGAAUUUGAAAUUGAUGUGCAGCGUAGUUGUAGAAUAGUUAUAACAAUUGCCAGGACAGCAUAAGUAGGAUCAGGAGCAGGAUCAGCAGGAUCACAGGAUCAGUAAACAAAAGCAAUAGUCACAUCAAGAGACGAGACGAGAGAAAAAGUGAAUUGAAAAAAACAUGGACGAGUCACAGCCAAAAACGUUGUACGUUGGAAAUCUGGAUGGUUCCGUAUCGGAGGAUCUACUGGUUGCUUUAUUUGGUAAAAUGGGUCCAGUCAAAAGCUGUAAAAUCAUCAGAGAGCCCGGCAACGAUCCCUAUGCCUUCAUCGAAUAUUCCAAUUAUCAGGCAGCUAGCACCGCCCUCACGGCCAUGAACAAACGUGUCUUUCUCGACAAAGAGAUCAAGGUCAAUUGGGCCACUAGUCCAGGCAAUACGCCCAAGACAGACAUCAGUUCGCACCAUCACAUAUUCGUGGGCGAUCUCAGUCCGGAGAUUGAGACGGAGACGCUGCGUGAGGCGUUUGCACCGUUUGGCGAGAUAUCAAAUUGUCGCAUUGUCCGUGAUCCGCAGACCAUGAAGUCCAAGGGUUAUGCCUUUGUGUCCUUUGUGAAGAAGGCGGAGGCGGAGAAUGCCAUACAGGCGAUGAAUGGCCAAUGGAUUGGAUCGCGUUCGAUACGCACGAAUUGGUCCACACGGAAGCUGCCGCCACCGCGGGAAUCAUCCAAGUCUGGUGGCCAAGGUGGCGGCAUGGGCGGUGGCAUGGGCGGCGGUGCUGGAGGAGGAGGCGGUGGAUUGGGUGCUGGCAAUGGCAUCAAGAGCCAACAACGACACACCUUUGAGGAGGUGUACAAUCAAUCGAGUCCCACAAAUACCACCGUCUAUUGUGGCGGCUUUCCGCCCAAUGUCAUCAGUGAUGAGCUGAUGCACAAGCAUUUCAUGCAAUUCGGUCCCAUCCAGGAUGUGCGGGUGUUCAAGGACAAGGGAUUCGCGUUCAUCAAGUUUGUGACCAAGGAGGCAGCCGCCCGUGCCAUCGAACACACGCACAACAGCGAGGUCCAUGGCAACCACGUCAAAUGCUUCUGGGGCAAAGAGAAUGGUGGCGAUAAUUCGGCCAACAAUUUAAAUGCCGCCGCUGCUGCAGCGGCCUCUGCCAAUGUUGCCGCUGUGGCAGCGGCCAAUGCUGCUGCUGCCGCCGCUGCGGGUGCUGCCGGGAUGCAGGGACAGAUGAUGACACAGCAGCAACUGGCCGCUGCCACGGGCACCGCGUUACCCGGCCAAAUGAUGACGCCCCAACAGAUUGCAGCUGCCGCGGCAGCGGCGCAGGCGCAAUAUCCCUAUGCGGCAGCUUAUCAACAAAUGGGCUAUUGGUAUCCCCCAGCUCAGAGCUAUCCCGCCCAGAUGCAAACGCAGUACAUGCAACAGGGUUAUUAUCCUUACUACACCACCAGUGCUCAACAGGCCGGAGGCGUGCCUGCCGGGUACCGAGUGAUGCCACCAAAUGUGGCAUGGGGCGUGCCAGGGACCACUGUUGUGCCGGGCGUCUCUGCCGCUGCGAGUGCGGCAGCUGCCGCUAACGGUUCGCUUGCCCCACAGAUGAUGUACAGCGCUGCGAUGCCACAAUAUCAAACCCAAUGAGCGGAGACGUGACGCCUGCUUCGACGUCGUCUGCAACAUCCGCAUCCGCAUCUGCAUCCAGGAGGCAGCCGCUGCAAUCAACGACCACAUCCACAUCAACGUCCACAUACAACAACAACAACAGCAGCAGCAACAACAACAACAACAGCACUCUUGCAAUAUCAUUAUCCACAUAAAAUCGUGCCAGGAUCUGUGCUCCUUACAAUUGACAGCAACAACAACAGCAAUAACAGUAGCAUAACAGAUGUUACGUUACUUGGCAACAACUAAUAGAUCUGGUAACACUUGACACACGACACUCAAAAAAGAAGAAAUCUGGUAACACGCUGGAAGUAUCAAUUCCUUAUAACGUUUUGUUUGACUUGUGUUACGUUACACGUUUUUAGCAAAGUGGCAACCCUACGUUGAUAUACUGUUAAUUGUGUGCGCUUCUGCUUACGUGAAUUUGUAUGCGUGAGUGUGUGUGUGUUUUGCGUGCGUGCGUUAGUUGAUCAUCGAAGCAAAGCGUUGAACUAAAAGUUUAGAGAGAGGAAGAAAGAGAGAGAGAGAAAAGCGGCAAACGCGCUCUGAAAGCUCUGGGCGAUGAUAAGCGACGACGGGCGACGGGCGGGUAGCUGUAACAAUCUAAUCCAAUCUAAGUACAUGUUAAAAUAAUUUAAUGAUUUGUAAUUUAAGGCAGAUAUAGGCGUAUACACGAAACGGAAACAGAAACAAAACAAAAUAA
Drosophila innubila is the source of this 3162-nucleotide messenger RNA. RefSeq names its product nucleolysin TIAR (gene Rox8). The transcript is spliced from 5 exons. The record is from RefSeq and is a predicted model, not a curated record. The coding region runs from base 981 to 2438 and encodes 485 amino acids. Gene Ontology annotation, molecular function: RNA binding. NCBI's taxonomy places the organism in Eukaryota, Metazoa, Arthropoda, Insecta, Diptera, Drosophilidae.